CGUCACUGACCCCAGGUGUGGCACGGGGGAAGAAACAGGUAUCCUGUAGUUGUGCGUAGGUUGCAGACUUCAGUAUUCGCUGUGUUUCUGUGAAACUCUCCUGUAGUUUAGUGGGAGAGUGGAGCAUCGGUGGGUUGUUUAGGCUGAGGAAGGAAGCCUCUUAGCAGGAACAAGCAAUGAAAGGUCUAUAAUUAUCUCCAAGUGCAUUUUGUUUUCCUUUUUUUUUUUCUCCUUGGGAUCCCACAGAGUGACGGACGGCGUUCGGGUUGAAGAAGGGACUCCGCGGGUUGUCCGAAAACAUGGACGAAUGGUGUUGAAAACGUUUUUGUUCAGUAUUUUUGAACUCCAGUACAGUAUAUGAACCCAUGCACUCUUCAGCACACACAUCGAGCUGUUUGAAUCCGUUUAGUUGAGUCAAUAUUUAUGCGUUUGGGACCGCUUGGAGCCAUCUCCACUCUUCCCGUUGAAGGAUUAGGACUGGAGCAGUGAUGGAGGACAUCGACGUCGAGCAGGAGGAGCCGUUCCCCGUGGACCGAGAUGGGAGACGGUUUAGGGGUGAAGAAGACCAGCCUGAUAAUGACAGAGAAAUGGGAUGUUGUGAGAAGUUCCAUCAUUCUAUGUCCAGAUGGAUGCUUCCAGAAGAGCUUCGCGAAAAGUACCUGGAACGGGCCAACUGCUUCCCACCGCCCAUCUUCAUCAUCCUCAUCAGUAUUGCAGAGCUGGCAGUGUUUAUCUACUACGCUGUGUGGAAGCCUCAGAAGCAGUGGGUGACCCUGGAUGAAGGCAUCUGGAACAGCCCGCUCUCAUACAAGCCUGAGUCCAGGAAGGAGGCAUGGCGCUUUCUCUCCUACAUGUUUGUCCACGCUGGUGUGCAGCAUAUUGUGGGCAACCUGGUGAUGCAGCUGCUGGUGGGCAUCCCGCUGGAACUGGUCCACAAAGGAUUUGAAGUGGGAAUGGUUUACCUCUCUGGCGUCUUGGCAGGCUCGUUGGCCAGCUCCAUCUUUGAUCCUUUCAGUGCUUUGGUGGGAGCUUCUGGGGGUGUCUAUGCCCUGUUAGGAGGCUAUUUUAUGAAUGCAGUAGUGAAUUUCCGAGAGAUGAUUCCUCUACUUGGAAUAUUUCGUAUCCUCGCCAUUGUGAUAUUUGUUGGCUCAGAUUUUGGAUUUGCCUUCUACAGAAGAUUUGUCAGCCAGGAGGCUGGAAUGCAGGUGUCCUUUGUGGCUCAUUUUGGAGGAAUCGUGGCCGGGAUGACCAUCGGCUACGUCUUCUUCAGCGCUUACAACCAGAAGCUACUCAAAGACCCACGUUUCUGGCUGUGUAUAGUAGGCUACAUACUCUGUGUGAUCUUUGCUGUGGUUUUUAAUAUCUUCCUGAGCCCAGCACCAUAGGAACAUAAAGCUGCAUUUUUUUAUUUUUUAAAGUUAAGACUAAACGCCUUAAUGUCACACUCAGGAAGCUGUAUUUUAUACUGAUGGUUUUCAGAGCAAAAUAAUGCACAGGGCAUUUCAUAUUUUUCUAUCAGAUUUUCUUCUUUUUAAAAGGUGAAUUUGGAAGUUCAAGGGGAAAGGUGCCUCCUGCUGUUUAUGUGCGUUUUUAAUGUGUUUUUGUUAUUCUUAUUUCUGUGUUCGAGUGUUUUUGUAUUUUUAAAAUAAAAAGUUAGACCUCUUUGUACUUGAACACACUGGUCCAAUUUCAUGUCAUUUUUGUUUAGUAGGAAAUGAUACCAAGACUGUUUUUUUAAAUCAUUGUAUGCUAUUCUGUGCUAAUCUUCUGUUGAAUCAUCAUGGACUCUUAUUGACUUUCAGUAUUCAUAAAAUAUGCCUUAAACAUGUUGAAAUCCUCGCAUUAAAACGUGGAAUUUCAUAAAGACUUGGCUGUUUGACAACCCUAACUAGAAGAAAUGGUUUACAAACAAGUCUCAGGAAAGAAAAAAGGGAUGAAUGCCUACACUGUUGGGAGUUGAUCUUCCUUUUGUAAGCAAAAGAGCUGGUUUACCAUCAGGCCCUGGCUUAAUGCCAUGUUAUUGUUUCAGUCACUUCCUGUUGACAGGGCGUGGCUAAUGACAUGUUGAGUUGUAAAACUGUUGAUUCAUUUUUCUCUUACUGUAUACUUCUCUGUCAUACAUGUUUUUUUAACCUUGGCAAUAUACAGAACUUUGUCCUUAGACAUAAACAUCCAGCUUUUGGAAACACUGGAUACUGUUGGUAAAAUUAAACAGUGGUUGAUAUCGUACAGUACCCAUACUAAACUGUAGGGAAAUCUUUGAAUCUUAGGUGCAAGUUAUAGCUUAGUGACGGCAUAGUUUCUUUUUCAGAAGUCUAGAAAUGACAUGUUACUGGUGUGAGAUUACAGAUUGUAAUACAGGAACAGAUCUUAUGGUAGAAUAUGUACUUAAUUUAUUUAAGAUUACAGGUUUAACUAUGACCAAAGACUAAACAGAAACUUCCUACACUUGGUUUUGAGUUCCACAGCUCAAUGUUUAAAUUAUUUGUAAUAGAAUUUGAUGUUUUCAAUGUAUUUUUUGUCAAAUUGAAUCUGAAUUUAUAGAAAUAGGAUAAUGGCAUUAAUUUUGUCUGAUGAAUAUUUAUACAGAAUUUACAGUGGAGACGUCCAUUUCAUUAAUUAGCAGAUAACCGUGUACUACAGUCUGUUGUGUGAUGGUGCUGGGAUGUAUUUGCCUUCUAUAUGGCUGAAAUCGGAAAUCUGAUUUCAUUGGCCAAUACGAAAUCUGCAAGAUUUCAGCCAUUGUGUCUUAAAUUUAAUAUUUACUGCUUAGCAGUCAUUGCUGUAGUGUUGUUGCAUUUAUUGUUGACAUUGUUUAUUUUCAUAUUAAAUAGUCCAUUAGGGAUCUUGCUUUAAAAUACAGAAAAUAACAUUGUGAGUUACUUAAUUUGGUUUGGUUAGGCCCAGGCCAAGGCCUAAAGAUAAAAGAUACAGUAGCAUCAACUUCAUGAGACAAAAAAAAUGUCUUUCCCAUUUUAGUUUGUAUUGAUGUUUUCUGAAUUAUAAACAUAUAUUACCCACAAAUGAGCAUGUAAACAAACAAACAAAAGUACAUUAAACUGAAAGAAAACAUCACUGCUUGGGAGUUGCAUUUUAGAUGCAUCCAUUCUCCGUUUCCUCCGUGUCCUUUCCAUAGUCUUCGUCGCUGUUUUGGCUCCUGAAUAAUGUUCUUUUCUGCCACUUUUUGUCCAUCUGCGUUUCUUGCCAUCUCAAACGGUCUGUC
Molecule: messenger RNA, 3223 nt
Organism: Perca flavescens (yellow perch)
Lineage: Eukaryota; Metazoa; Chordata; Actinopteri; Perciformes; Percidae
Gene: rhbdl2
Product: rhomboid, veinlet-like 2 (Drosophila)
Exons: 8
Coding region: 489-1385 (298 amino acids)
Cellular component (GO): membrane
Molecular function (GO): serine-type endopeptidase activity
Source: RefSeq, a predicted model, not a curated record